This is a messenger RNA of Caenorhabditis briggsae, 336 nucleotides long. Bases 1 to 336 code for a protein of 111 amino acids. The record is from RefSeq and is a predicted model, not a curated record. The transcript is spliced from 2 exons. NCBI's taxonomy places the organism in Eukaryota, Metazoa, Nematoda, Chromadorea, Rhabditida, Rhabditidae.
AUGGCGGACAAAGAGCACAACCUUCUGGAGAAAAACCUUAGGAUGUUUGAUGUCGUCAGUCUCCAGGAAUGGAGAAGAGCUGAAGAUAUAAGACAGUUCAAUCGAGCAUAUAAUAACUUGGUUAAACAAGAAAAGAAGAUGAUCGCUUUACGAGAUGAAUGUGAGAGGCAGAUCAAGGAAUUGGAAGAAACUCAACGACGCAAAGGAGAGCUACGAAAAAUAGAAAAAGAGCUGCACGAACUGCCAGACAACAAAGAAAAAGAAGACGACGUCGAGAAAAACAAGCAGAAUCCGAAUGUAGGAAAACCUAACAGCGAAGCCAUUGUAAAAUUGUGA